AUGACCAGGACCAGUCUGGUGUUUGAGCAGGUCGACGUCGGCACACUGCACAGCCUGCUGCACAACAAGCGAGCAGAGUUCCCAGUCCUGCAGGAAGGGUGGAUCCUCUCUGUGAUGCUGCAGGUCUGUGAGGGUCUUCAUUUCCUCCACAGGGGGGCACUGGUGAUGAGGGCCCUCUCUUCACAUAGCGUGAUCCUCACAAAGCUCACAGUCGCUAAACUAAGCUGUUUAGGCUUCAUGGUCUCCAGCAGUGAGACUUCCUGUGUUAAUCCCCCCCACUACAUGGAGCUCCCCCCCAGCCUGCACAGGUGGGCUGCUCCUGAAGUCAUCAAACAGAGAGCCUGCAGGGAAGAGGCUGACAUCUACAGUGUGUGUGCUCUGAUCCUGGAGCUGUAUACAGAUGAUGAACCAUGGGGCACAUUGGACCCGCUCAAAAUCAAACAGGCGAUGGAUUCAGGACAGGCCCUGUCAGUAAACAGCGUUCCACUGCCGUACUAUGAGCUGGUGUCCGCAGGCCUGCAGCUGGAGCCUCAGAACCGGACCUGCAGCCUGCAGACUCUGACAAACACACUGCAACAGGACAUCAAGAGGCUCGGCAUGGAUGAACAGUCGAGGGUUAACAUCAGUGCUUACCCAGAGCCAGAUCCUGAGUGUGGAGUCCAGACCAGAACACAGCAAACCACUGUGAAGGAACAAGUACAUAUAGCUGUUUGUAGAGCUUUAAGGCCAGUCACAACCCAAGUAAGCACAGAAGAGGAAAGUGAUGAAGUACCUCUUAACAAACAGCUGGACAGAAGACCACAGUGCGAGCCAGACAGAGUGAGUGAUGCAUGUUCAGAAGGAGAACCGAUGCUCCCUCACCCUCACACACUCAUCCUUCCUCUGCUUAGUGAGUCUGACUCAAGCAGUGAUGAUGAAGAACCUGACUCAGUAACAGAUGAUGAAGAACCUGAUGCAGACAUGGAGACGGUGGAGCAGCUGGCUGGCCUGAUGCAGCCCAAAAUAAAUCAGCAGAUCAGUACAAUAUCAGUGAACCUAAAAGUGUCGAGGGAGCUGCUGCAGGAGGCACACAGGAGUCUGGACAUGGUGGAGAACCACUGCCAGCUGGUCCACAGAAAUGCUCCUCCCUGUAUCCAUGACAACACAUCCUCCUCCUCCUCCUCCUUCUUAUCUAUGUCCUCAGAAGAUCCUUGUGGGGUCACAGCUGCUGUUGGACCUCCUUCAGAGUGGUACACUUUCUCCCCGUAUGGGAGAGAUGACUGGACAGAGAACCUGGUGUUCCAGCUUCUGAGCGGAGACUUUAAGCUUCUGAGUGAGGAAGAGCUGUCUUUGUGGCUGAGUCAUUAUCCGGCUGAUCAGAUGCAGUGUGAGCAGAGAUGGUCUCUGCCAGGUCUCUCUACAGGAGAAGCUGAUCAGUGCUCGGAGCAGCUGAGUCAGUAUGUGUCUGCUCUGGAUGACAGCGACCUCAACAUCAUGUCUGACAGGACGCAGCAGGUACACUGUGGCAGGCCACAUAAGUUACUUACUUCCAGGUCAGAAGAAGAUGCAGAUGUAUCAGUGGAGGUGUGCAGACCAGCAUCUACAGGGAAUCUGCUGGUGGAUACUCAGAACACCAAGUACGAGAGUUUCCCCAAACACUGUGAAGAAACUGUCACUGAUGCUGCUGUCGGUCAAACACAACAUGCAGCUAACACCAACAUGACGUGCUCUGAUGUGGCUCUGUUAGCUGAAAUGUCCAGCAUCACAUGUUCCCCGGCUCAGCUUCAACAGAAACUCUGUAGUCCCCCUGUGAACACACGAGCCCUGCCCUAUUACAGUACCCCUUACAGUCCAGACACUCAUCGGCGCGUGAAGAUUAUGGAGGCCGAUCUCCCACAGUCCCCUGCAUGCAGCGCCCUUCAUUCUGCCAACCUGAAGAGUUUCAACACAGCAAGAGAAGACUCAAUACAGGGCUUCAACAGUUUCCAGCCUCCGCCUUUCAGUAUGCACUCUCCCUGCAGCUCCCAGACCUUCAUCACUGCCUGCCUGCAGAGCGAUACCACAUCACACACCGCCAUCGCCCACAGCACUGAGGAAGAGGAGUACAGAAGUGAGGAAGAGGAGGAGGGAGAGAGAGCAGGGGGCGCUGAGGCAGAGCAGAGGGAAGAGGAUGGAACCAGCCUUAGUCGACCUCUGGUACAUUUGGAGGAUGAAGAGCAAGCGGAUGAAGAAGAGGGGAAAUCAUCACAGACUGCGAAAGAAGGCAGGGACGAAGAGGAAAACAUGGCAGAGCGGAGUGAGGAAGAAGAGCAUGUUGAACAAGGAUGUGAUGAAGAGGAGUGUGUUGAUGAGUACACUGAUGAAGAUGAGCGUGUUGUAGGGGGCAGUGAUGAAAAUGAGUGCGAAGGAGGCAGUGAUGAAGAUGAGCAUGUUGAAGAGGAGUGUGUUGAUAAGUACACUGAUGAAAAAGAGCGUGAUGAAGAGUAUAGUGAUGAAGAGGAGUCGGUUGCAGGCAGCAGUGAUGAAGAAGAGCAUGUUGAAGAGGAGUGGGUUGAAAAGGGCAGUGAUGAAGAUGAGCGUGUUGUAGGGGGCAGUGAUGAAGAUGAGGCCGGCCUCUGUCACCCACAGAGAGAGGUGAGUUCAGGAGCGGAGGAGGAAGGGUCUGAGGACGAGGCUGAUGACAGGAGGAAGGUGACAUCAGGAUUAUUUGAUCAAGAAACAGGAGGUGCAACAGGCUUACUGCCUGGGUCACAGAAGAAGAAGAAGGAACACCUGAUGGAGUCACAGCAGAGUCUACUUGAAGACACCACCAGAGCUCACUCUACCCUGGACGACGUCCUGCAGGAGUUUGAAUGUGAGGAGGAAAGAGAAAGUCCAGGAGCCCAAAGAGACGGCAAAAUCCUGUGUGCACUGUUUGAGGGACCGACUGGUGACCAUGACGAACACUCAGCAAGACAGAGACACAGUCAACAGCAGUAAUGGAGGAGUGUCGGGGCAAGAUGGACACUAAAUGUUGUCUAAAUGUUUAAUUUGUUAAAGUUCCAUUAAUGUUCUGUUUGUUGUAAAUGUUUGCACCUUGUUGGAGUAAACCUGACGUCAACGUUUUAAAAUGUUUGAAAAUCUGUUCAGAAAUUAUUCUAAUCAACACAGAUCAUUUGAUGUCCUGUUUAGUUUCCAACCCUUCAAAUGUUUGAGCUGAAAGUCUUCAUGAAAUGAGGACAAACACAACACUGUGAAAAAAAGGUUUUAUUACACAAUGUUCUGUUUGACAAGGUUUCAAUAAAAGUAGAGCAAAAGUCAAAAGAAGCUCUUUUUUUCUCUCUGACCUGACCUCUCUUUAGAAGAACACUGAUCACAGAUGUUUAACAUGAUUAGAAUACAUUUCC
Messenger RNA from Labrus mixtus (cuckoo wrasse), 3365 nucleotides. RefSeq lists its product as uncharacterized. The transcript is spliced from 17 exons. Gene Ontology annotation, cellular component: midbody; intercellular bridge; kinetochore. Gene Ontology annotation, molecular function: ATP binding; protein kinase activity. The record is from RefSeq and is a predicted model, not a curated record. Gene Ontology annotation, biological process: intercellular bridge organization; mitotic spindle assembly checkpoint signaling; male meiotic nuclear division. NCBI's taxonomy places the organism in Eukaryota, Metazoa, Chordata, Actinopteri, Labriformes, Labridae. Bases 1 to 2958 code for a protein of 985 amino acids.